AUGGAUCUCCAACGAGAGAUUGGGAUACUCAAGAAGCAAAUAGAAGACAAGAGCAAAGCCGACAAUGUCGAGAAACAUCGUCUCAGGGUGGCUCUCGAGGAGGCCACGGCAAAACUCAAAGCAGACGAGGCAUACUUUGACAGACUAGUCAAGGAGAACGAGAGGCUCAAAGCCGCAAAUAGGCAAAAUGGCGCAAGGCCCUCACGCAGCCAUUCCUCCAGCCUCGAGUCGCCAGCUCGCAGCAGCAGCCCCGCGCACUCCGCCGGUGUGUCAGAGAGCCCCGGCCACGGGGAACACCCCAACACAGCUCCCUCAGGGGCAUUUGCAUACGGCAAUGCCGGCAUUGAUGCCCCUGACAGACCUGCAGCAGGGCACAGUCCCACGCGCGCUGUCGCAGCUGUGCAGCAACCUAGCUCUAGGGAUCACAGCCCCCUCAGAGCUGAUGCCAGCAGCCAGGGGCGGCCGCCAAGCAAUAAUCCAGGGCCUUCAGGGCGGCCGGCAGAGCUCGGCGCGCUUGCCAACGGCGACGGCGCCACAUCGCUGCCGCUGCCAGGCCGCGCGCGCGGCUCAGGCCGGUGGCAGUCUCCCAGCGUGAGCGGGGCCGACCAGCCGACGCUGCCGGCGUCCCGGGAAGCUUCGCAGAUCGGCCGGCACAGCAGUCCUGCUGCUCUGGGGCAGGGCGGCUACUCCAAUCUCAGGACGAGUUCGCCAUUGGGAAGACCACAGGAGGCUGGCAGGUCUCAGAACUACCGCAGCAGCGCAGACCCAGGGCAGAUGCUGGCCCUGCUGGGCCCGGCAUCAGGCAGGAACACCUCUGAACUGAUGCAUCCCGACGACAUGCAGCGAUUCGGAUCUGAAAUGGAAGCCCGCGAGCUGGCAGGCACCCUCAGUCGGGUAUUGGAUGAGCUGGAGCCGCUCCGGGCGCUGCUGCCUCUGCUGGGACGACUGCCCACGGCCCUCAGCGCCCUCGACUCACUGCCCAGGAUCCAGGAGAAUGCCUCGCGCGCUCUGCAGAUGACCGCCCAAAACAAGGAGGAGCUGCGCACGGUCAGCAGGAUGGUGGCAGUGGGCAGUGACAUCAUCGACCAGAAUAGGAAGACCGUGUCGCAACUGCAGGAGCGCAUGGCCAAGGAGGAGGCGGAGGGCCAGGCGCGAGCCGCAGCCAGCAGGGCGGCCACGCAGCGAGUGGAUGCGAACAUGACAGCGCUGCGGCGCGAGCAGAAGCAGAGCGCGCAGAGCGUGCAGAGCAUGCAGAAUGAGCUCGGCAGCCUGCAGACGGCGCAGAUGCCCGCCCGGCUGUCCGACAUGGAGGCCGAGAUUGCCGCCCUGAAGGCCCAGAUCGCUGCGCAGUCCCGGCCCGAGCAACAGCAGCCGUCCGCAGCCGUGCGGCAUGUGCCGGCACCUGCUCCCCCCACCGGCCCCUUCCCCGCUGCGCCGCGGCCGCUGGACCCCCGGCCUCUGAUGGCGCUACAUCCAUCAGCUGCGGCUCCUGUGAGGGCGGUCGCGUCAGCCCCGGCGGCCGCUGCAACGGCUCCGCAGCCGGGGAAGAUCAUUGGCAGCAGCUGGCCGCCCUCGCAGCAGCAGCACCGGUCGCCGACUUCCCUCAGCGCCGUGCAGCCCUUCAGCGCGGCUGCCCCGCAGCUCUCCAUCCCCUUCCAGCUGCUCAUGCCUACGCCUGCAGCUUCCGCGCAGGUGCUCACGACGCUGCCGCCUCCCCAGUCGAUGAGUGUCCCGGCAUCAAGCAGCAUGCAAGCACCCCAUGCUGCGCAGCCGAGCACUGGUCAGCAGCAGAGUGCUGUUGCUCACCCAGCCGGCGGACAGAAGCAGCCAGCCAGCGGCCAGGACGGCGCCUCAGCCGGCAGCAAGCCGGCCACGCUGGUUCCGGCGCGGCAGGGACUCGCCGAAUUUGGCGCAGCGGCCAAAUUAGGCGCUGGUUCCCCCGGUUCGCAGGGGGUCUCCUCGCUCGAGCAGGCAUCCACGGCCAUGGCGCUGAAGCUUCCGGCGGUGCCUGCGCCCUCGCCUGCUCUGCUGUGGCAGCCAAGCACCAGCCCUGUCCUCUUGAGGCCUGCAGCUGAUGGCAGCCAGCAGGCCAAUGCCAUGGCACCCAGACAGGUCGAGGUGGACAUGACGCAGAGGGACAACCGGCAUCCAUUCCAAGACACCUGUGGCGCUUGUGAGGCUGCCUUCAACAGCGAGGUUCAAUAUUUCUGGCACCUCAAUUCAAAGGAGCAUCGGGAGGUCCUGACCUCAAAUGCACACACCUACCAGGCUCCUAGCCAAGAGGUGAAGGCCUUCAGGGACCAAUUCGAUUGGACGUGCCGGGUGUGCGACCGCUCGUUUGCAAAUUUGAAAGCCUAUGCGGCGCACUGCACCCAGUCCAAGGCGCAUGAGAGCAAGCUCGCUGCCAAGAUCAAGAGUCUCGCGCCCAAGGGCCGCAAGACGAAGGCGCGACCUUUUUCCUCGGGCAAGGUGGUGAGGGAUGCCUGGCUGGCGGCGCAGAGGGGCUACUACAGCCAGCCGGCAGACGACGACCGGGAUCCCAGUCCCACCGUCAGGCACAUCAGCAUCGACCGGGAUCCCUUCAGGGCCUCCCCUGCGGGACAGCAGGCCGGCGAAGCUGCAGGCAGCCCCCAUGCUGCCGCCGCUGCCGCGCCCAACCUUCCUCCGCAGCGCUCUCGGGAGCAGUCGGUGGAGGAGGGCGAGCUCAUCCCAGGGCAGUCCCCUCGCGCGACGGCGGGCCCAGUGCCGGGAGCCGGCGUCGCGCAGCCGCCGAGCAUUAGCGCACCGGAGGCGCAGCAGGCCGGGGCGAGCGGUGCAGCGGGGGACGGUGCAGUGGCGAUGGAGAUCGACUCUGAUCGAGCGGUUUCGGAGGAGCCAGGGCCGGGGCAGCUGCCAAGAAGCAGCCAGGAGGCGCUGACGCAGCAGCAGCAGGCGGCGCGGCAGGUGUACGCGCUGCAGCGCCAGAUGAAGGAGCAGAAGCGGCAGGAGCAGCUGCAGCGCCUGAACAGGUCCCUCGGCUUCGCCGCCCCGGCCGCCUCUGCCGCGCCCAUCACGGCCCCCGCUCUGUCGCCGCCCUCCCUGCCCCUGCAGCAGCCGUCCAGCCCCGUGGCGUCCAGCGCAGCCCCUACAGAGCUUCUCCAAUCCGCGGGUGCCCCAGGCACUGUGCUGGCAGCGACACCCGCCUCCACAGGUCCGCCAGCUGGCACGGCAUCAAGCGCCGUGUCCGCCCAGGGCUUCGGCUCGCCACAGGCGGUGCACCCGGCAGCGUCGGCUGCGCCGCCGAGCGCCGGAGCGGCGGCGGCGAUCCUGGCCCCUGUGGCGGCCGCCGGGAACGCCGUUGCAGACCUGAUGCUGCCAGACGUGACCGCUCCGCUGGUGUCGCCAACAGCUGCUGUUGUGACAGCCGUCCCCGUGGAGCAACAUGGGGAGGCCGCGGCAACAACGUCAGCAGCCAUGGCCGGUGACAAGUCCUCCAGUCAGCAAGCCGAGGCAGCACAGGCCGCCGCUACACAGCCUGCGGCCUCCAGCGCGGCUCCUGGCGGCGGCGCGGCUGUCACCGGCUUGGCAGUAGUUGCUGCGGCGGACGCGCUUGUGGGUGCACUUGCGGCGCAGGCGGCACCUGAUGUCAGCUUCAGCAGGACGGCGCAGGAGUUCCUGGACGGCCUGUCGUGGUCUCAGCCAUCACCGGCUCCUUCAGAAUCAGCGCCCAGCACUGGCACUGCUGUGCCUCGCGAGCCUGUAUCUGCAAGUGCCCAGCCAACGGUAGUGGUGCAGCCUGUUGGCCAGGAUGCAGUGCCUUUUGGUGCAGCAGCGAGGGAGAAGCUGGAGGGAACAACGCAGGAGGACACACCGGCAGCAGCAGCAGCUGCGACACUCUCGGUUCCAGAGCUUGGUGAAAGUGUGCAGACCGGGCAGCCACCCGAGGCACAGACUGCGGAAGCAGCCUCAGAGGCAGCCCCAGCUGGCAUGCAGGGAGAGGCUGAGGCUCCGAUCUCCAGUGCUCCAGCUACAGCCGGACAGGAGCAGGUACCAAGCGGCACGAGCAUGGCAGAUGUUCCAGCAGCUGUUGCUCAGAUGGAGCAGUCUGCCGCAAAGGCACUGCCCAGCAGUGCUCCUCUGCACGAGCCUCCCUCACCAGUGGUGAUGGAUGCAGCCCAGACACCAAUGGGCGCUGGUGGACCGUCCAAGGGAGCAUUGCAGCCUCAGGAGGAUAUGCCCGCACAGUCCUCGGCCGCUGCAGCAGACCCUUCCCCCUCGAUGGUCUCAGCGGCGCCUGCGGCUGAGCCGGAGCUGGCAGGAUGGCCACCAGCAGCCUCAGCAGCGCUGGGCGGGGACCCGCAGCGUUCAGCAAGCGUGCCUGCCGCAACAGAGGCACGCCCUCAGGCGGACGUCGGAGCUUCCGCUCUCCCCAAAGCAGGCGAACCGGCUCCGGUGACCUCAGCUGCGAUGGCGCUGCCGCUCGCCGCCCUUGGUGGUCCACCAGGUCAGGGCGAGCCUUCGGCAGCAAAAGAAGGGCUGACCUCUCAAGCGCCUGUCACAUUACCGCCACCGUCCGGUUGGGAGGUGGGGAGGAGGACAGACUCACCGCUGCAGGGCGAGCAGCAUCCGGGCGUGGCUGGGAAGCUGGCCAAGGCGGCCGCCGACAAGGCGGCAGCGAAGCUUGUGCCGCAGCCGCAGCCGCCUGAAGCUGCUGCGAGCGCGCCGGCGCCGAUGUCGGCCCUGCCGCAACCUGCUGUGCAAAUGCCGCCGUCUCCGUAUGUGCCGUCUCCAAUUGGCGGUGAUACAUCAUACGCUGCAGGCCUGGCAACGCCCCCAUCAUACCAACCAUAUCCCGGGUACUCGGCUGGACAGUAUGGGGCUCCUGCAUAUGGGGCCUCACCAUAUUUUGGAUAUGGGCCUUCCGGCGUGCAGGCAGCGUACAGCGCGCAGUGGCAGCAGCCAUUCGCGCAGCCCAGCUAUACCACUGCUUUGGCGUUGCCUCCCAGUGCUGCAACCAGCGCGCCUGUAGCCACAGAAGCAGGGACCGUCGAAGAAGGUGGAGAGCCACCGCCCCCGGGCGCGAAAACUUCAAUGGAUGCCAAGCUGCCGGCGGCUGGCGCAGGCCAAGACAUCCCAUCCAUGCCUUCCCCGGUCACAGCAAAGCAGGGUAAGGAGCCGCAGAGCGGCGGCUCUCCCGGCAGGUCCAGCGCAGUCAAAGCAGUGAUCAAGCGGCGGCCCAUGAUCGUGAUGAAGCUGCCGAGCAGCCUCCCGACACCUGCAGAGGCACCUGCACCGGAGCUGCAGGCACAGGACCCAGAGAAGCCGAGCAAUCAGACAACCGCUGCAGAGUUGCCCGCCACAGAGGUGCCCCAGGUGCAGGCUGCAGAAGCACAGCCGGCCCCUGUUGAGGAGACAGCUGUCCUCGCGAACGAGGUGGCUGCCCCUACAGCAGCCCACGACUGCGAUGCAGGUAAGACGGAUGUGCUGCCAGCUGAACAGGAUACCAAGGCGGAUGAGGCAGAGCAGAGCGGCUCGCAGUCGCCCAAGACGCCGCUGUACUUCCGGCUGACGGACGUCGCCCUGGGGGAGGCCGCGCUCAGUCAGGGAGUCACGGCCGGCGCCGGCUACGGUUCUAUGGGCACCUCCACGCCGCUCAGCACCGCGGCUACGGUGCUGCGCGGCACGUCAGCAGCCAGAUCAGGCGCGCCAGCGGCGGCCAGAACGGCGUCCGGCAGCCCGGCCUGGACCCGGGUGGCGCGGCCGGCUCAGCCGACGCGCGCCCCGGCAGCGGCGGCGGCCGCACCGGUCCCAUCGCCCGGCGUGGCGGCUGCGGCGGCGGCCGCAGCGCAGCCGCGGAAGGAGCCCUCGAGGGAGCCGGCGGGAGCAGCACCGUCGGCAAGCAAAAAGCGGCCGGCGGAGGCCGUCAGAGGGUUGGAGCGGCCGCUCAAGCGCACAGUCAUCAGGACCGGCUGCAGGCCUCCUGUGCAGCAAGCUGCGAAACAGGCAGCGAUGGGCAAGCCAGCUGCGCCAGCAGCACAUUCCGCCAGUCUGGACAGCGCAAGUACCUCAUCGGCCCACCGGACCCCCGUCUCCAAGGCUCCAACGCAAGGCGCAGCAACUCCCCAGCCAGCCGCACAGGCUGACAAGGCCCCCUCAGCUGGGCCUGGUAGUGAGUCUCCACAAGCCCAGCAGAGGACUCCUGUGCGGCAGCAGACGCCCAAAGACACGCAAGGAAAGGAACCGGCUUCAGCGCAGAGGACUGUAGCAGCUGGGGAUGCAUUGGGGGCGCAACAGCAGAGCAGCAUUCCCUCUGCAGCCAAGAGCGCUCCAAAGGAGGCUCCUGCAAGUGCGCGCAAAGCAACGGCGCCCUUAGCGAGCAGCAGCGGGAGCAAGAAGGAGGCGGCAGCAACGGGACUUAGGCCUAGGGAAUCUCCAGGCAAGGCGAACACCCCCGCCAAGACAGGCUCGGCUGGGAAAUCCGCCGAGACAACCAAGCGCCGCAGCCCUUCCAGCAGCAGGCCAGCGGCGCCCUCUGCCGCCGGUGGCGAGAAGAGAUCUGCCGCACCUGCGCAGAGCUCAAAGCCAAGGGUAUUCAACCCGAUGCCCCCAAGCAGCAAGAGGCACGCAUCACAUGGAGACCGCCCCAGCGCAGAGAAGCAGCGAGCGAAGCCGAGCGAGGAAAAGCAGAAGCCAGAUGCAGCAAAGGGAGCGUCCAGGAGGGAGGCACCCAGGCAGCAGCCGUCGGACAUUGCGCGGGGCAGCAGCCAUUCGCGGCGGCCCGAAGCGAGCGGCGUCAGCGACAGGAGGCCGGCAGACGCGCCAAAGCACACCGGCAGCGCGAGACCGAGCCCAGGCAGGCAGGACAGGUCCCUGGAGCACAGAGAGCACCGCUGUGAGCACCGCAGCGCGACGAAGCCCAGGAGCACCGACACCGACCAGCCGCACCCGUCUUCCGGCAGGGACGCCCCCGGACGAGCGCCGCGCGUGCGCGAGCGCGACCGAGCGUUUGGCGCGACGACUACUCCCAGCAGCCCCGCCGCGCUCAGCGUGCGCAGCAGCGCCAGCGCACGUAGCGCGGCCCCGGCCGGCGCCAAACGGCCGCGCGAGGACGACAGCCGCGAGGAGCAGCGGCAGCAGUCGCCGGCCAAGAAGCCGGCGCCGUCCCCAGCAAAGAAGCCCGCUGAGAUUGCCGGGAGACCCCCGGCGGAGGUCGCCAAGAAGCCGGCACCUGCGCCAGCUCAGAAGCCCGCCACACCUGCCGCGAAGCCGCCGCCUGCCGCUGCGAAGCCGGCACCGGCGCCGGUUCAGAAGGCAGCCGCACCUGCCGCGAGGCCUGCGCCUGUGCCCGUCCGAAAGCCGGUAGCGGCUCCAGCAACGGUAGCGCGGAGGCCAUCCGACAUAUCGCUCCCUGCGUCUGCCCCUGCAAAGGCCAGCAGCGGAUCUAUCUCGAGUGCCGGGACGUCUGGCGGGCACCAGCAGAUUCCAUCCCCGAGGAAGCCUGUGCCAGUUCCUGUGUCUGCCCCAGUGGCUGCCUCGCAGGGAACGCCUGCCGCCGCGCGCCAGCAGCAGCCGCCGCAGCGAAGGCCGUCACCGGGGAGCAAGGACAGGCGCGUGCAGCUGGAGGAGGGCAUCGCAGAGGUCCGCUCCAAGCUGAGGCAGCUGGAGCAGAAGAAAGCGCCUUUGCAGGCAAGCCACUCUCGGGGUGAUUUGGAGGGACCCCCCGGGGCGCGUACCUUCUCCUUGCAGCCGCCGCCGGACGCCAUCCGCAGCGGCCGCGUAGUCACCAUCUCCAGCGCCUCCCAGCCGGGCCCCCACGUCACCAUCGGUGGCCGCCCGCGUCAGGAGGGGGGUGCCAGCUGGGGGGCCCCCGCCGCCACUGCACCGCACCAGCAGCACUACCCGCCGCGCACCGAGUCCCCCCGACACUUCCACCGCUGUCCCCCCGGACCGCAGUACGGUGGCGGCCCCCCGCCGGAGCAGCAGCCGUUCCUCGGCGGGCCUCCUUUUGAGGAGCGGCUGCCGCAGAUGGGCGGCCCCCCGGGGCUGCACAUGCCGCCGGUCCCCUCCCUGCCCCCGUACCCCCCUCCCUUUCUGCCGCCGUUGUAUCACGAGCCCCAAUUUCCAGAGCGCGGAUCGCAUCGCGAGCAGCCGCCGCAGCAACCCCCCAUGUUUGACGGUGGCGGGCCGGGGGGAUAUUCCGGCCCGCAGCAGCCGCCCUGGGCCGGCAACUCUUAUCUGCCCCCUGAUAAUUACCCCUACAGGCCCUUUUACGAGGGGUGA
Molecule: messenger RNA, 8259 nt
Organism: Coccomyxa subellipsoidea C-169
Lineage: Eukaryota; Viridiplantae; Chlorophyta; Trebouxiophyceae; Coccomyxaceae
Exons: 12
Coding region: 1-8259 (2752 amino acids)
Source: RefSeq, a predicted model, not a curated record